This is a messenger RNA of Cololabis saira (Pacific saury), 1983 nucleotides long. RefSeq names its product tyrosine-protein phosphatase non-receptor type 7-like. Gene Ontology annotation, molecular function: protein tyrosine phosphatase activity. NCBI's taxonomy places the organism in Eukaryota, Metazoa, Chordata, Actinopteri, Beloniformes, Belonidae. Bases 250 to 1506 code for a protein of 418 amino acids. Gene Ontology annotation, biological process: protein dephosphorylation. The record is from RefSeq and is a predicted model, not a curated record. The transcript has 11 exons.
UAUAUGUGUGUAUAUGUGUAUACACGCGCUCCACUUCGUCAUCACAUCAGUCUUUAUCACAACUAAUAACAGUAACCAGCUGAUUCAGACUCGUGGACGUCUCUUUUUUUAAAAGAAAGAUUAUAGAUCUUAGUUUUGACUUAAAGUAACCUGGAAAGUGGAGGCAGAAGAGACUGGAGGCAGCAAGCAGGAUGCAUGGUGCCGAGGUGAGCAGCUAAGACCAGUUCACAGAAACCACAAACACUGAGUAUGAGCACAUCAGCACAACCACCCAGCUCGCCCCCCGCUGAGGAGCCCCUGACGCCCCCACCCAUGACCACACCUUCUCGCAAAGCCUCAGUCCGACUCCAGGAGAGGCGAGGCUCCAACCUGUCCCUCCAGUUGGAUGUGAGCACUCUGGGGGUGGAAGCUGUUUGCCAAAUCAGCACACCUAAGGAGGUGUGGCUGCAGCUUCUCCACACAUCCUCCCGGCCUUUGAGUCACGCCCCUCUGCAGGAAGCCGCUACGGACAUGAAGACACUGAACACAGAGUACCAGAAGAUCCCCCCGAAUUUCGUGACCUCUGCAGAGCUUGACGCUCCAGGACACACGAUCAAAGACCGAUACAAAACCAUCCUCCCGAAUCCUGAAAGCCGUGUAAUCCUGAGGAGCCAAGAGGAAGAUCCGGGUCCAGACCGCUACAUCAAUGCCAACUACGUCAGGGGUUAUAAAGGAGCUGCGCGGGCCUACAUCGCCACCCAGGGGCCCAUGCUGCACACCGUCGGGGACUUCUGGGACAUGGUCUGGCAGGAGAAGAGCAGCAUCAUCGUCAUGGUUACCAGACUGAAGGAGAACAACGAGAAAUGUGAACCGUACUGGCCGCAGCCGGGGAAGGAGCAGGUGAAGGAGGAGGAGGAGGAGGACCACGAGGAGGCGGAGCAGGGCUGGAGCAGGGAAGAUGAAGGAGGGAAGAGCGUCUUCGGCAGGUUCUUCAUCACAGUGAAGGACAGCCAGGAGAAAGAUGGUUUUACCGUUUCUGACAUGGAGAUCCAGCUGCAGUCAGAGCGGCGUCCGGUCAGACACUACUGGUUUACCUCUUGGCCCGACCACCACAUCCCACAAUGCACCGCUCCUCUGCUGAGACUGGUGGAGGAGGUGGAGCUGUACAGGAGCCUCCUUGAAUCGCAGUCCAGGUUUCAACCAAUCACAUGCACCAGUCAAGGUCCUGGACCAGUUGUCGUCCACUGCAGCGCCGGUAUCGGGAGGACGGGCUGUUUCAUCGCCAGCAGUAUCGGAUGUCAGCAGCUCAGAGACAGCGCUCAGGUCGACAUCCUGGAGGCGGUCUGUCAGCUGCGACUCGACAGGGGGGGCAUGAUCCAGACCACGGAGCAGUACCAGUUCCUGUACUCCACUCUGGCCCAGUACAGCAGCCAGCUGCAGCACAACCAGAACCAGAACCAGCAGAACCUGGGGGACCAGGUUAGCAUACAGCUACAGAACCUGCAGCUGCAGAACCGGAACAACUGAUGAAAAGCAGGGUCCUUAAAGAACUCAGGGGGAAGACGUGCAACAUGGGAGAAGCGGGACAGCACUCAGAAGAACCUGAAGGCAACCAGGUGGACACCAGCAGCAGAACCCAGAGGAGCAAGGGGGACCAGCAGAAUUGGGGUCGCGCACCAGAACCAGGGCCGGAUGUUCUGAACCGACUCCACUGAACGUGUUGGAGACAGAACCAACGGGUUCUUCCUGAACUGAAACUCGGAGAACUGAAUCUGGGACGAGGUAAUGAAAUAAAACAGGAAUGUUGUGGUCUUAGUUGUGAUGUUUGCUCAUUAUUCAUGCGUUGUUACGAUGACGGUGGCCGAGCUCCACAUCACACACCUCGCCCGUGAUCGACGGUGGAAUCCAACGUUUCUCAGAAGACAGAAGCUGCUUCAGAAUGUUUUCAGAACCUUCAUUUUUGCACCUUUUCAUUUUGAAUAAAGAUGAUUAAAAUGACGCCAA